UCUUUCCUACAGAUAAGUAGCAGCAUUACGAACGUGUUACGGGGAUCGAAACAGCGAAGCCUGGCUGAGGGAGAUGUCGCGGGAGAAAAUCGAUUUCCAGGUUAUUGAAAAUGUUACAAGAGAAGACGUACACAAAGAGCUGCAUCGGUACAGUUUUGAUAAGAAGAACGGCCCUCUGUGGUGCGCCAGACUAUUUCGAGAAAGUGUGGGUGACAGCUUGCUAGGGUAUCCUUACGUGUUUACUGUAUUUAUUGGUAUCCAUCACGUUAUCACCGACGGAACCAGCAAUAUGUUGAUCUGCGGCUUCUUCGCCCAAGUCCUCGAUGACAUGAGCGCAGGCAGACCCAUCGAUGACAAUGAACAGUUUGCAGUCUUCGUAUCACCUGAGAAGACAGAUGCGAUAGUAAAUGAGAAAGUAAAAGCAUUACGGGAUAACUCCGAGCUUCUUCUCCGCCAAACAAAGGAGUUUCAAGCUUGCCAGAAGAAGUCGUUCUACAAAUCGACUUACAAGAUCAAUGAAGACAUGCCUCUCACAACGGGCUUCGAAACCGUGUUUUUCGACUCCGACACCACUGCCUCUUUCCUCAAGCGGUGUCGUGCUGAAGGCGUCACAGUCAACUCAGCUUAUACGGCCAUCACUAACCACGCUAUGAUGGAUCUAAUGGAUGGAGGGCUUGAGAAAGACACAUACCACAUCCGCAGCGACCACGUUUUCAAUGCCCGUAGAUACUGGGGAGAAGCCUCUGAUGGUGAAUACCUUAGAUGUCAUGUGAUGCCGCUCGUGCCUGUGACUGUAGAAACGCCCAGAAACGCUCGCGAAAAUAUCUGGAACUACGUAAGGCAGACGAAUCAGGAACUCAGAAAGAUCUCGACAGACACUGCUUUACCAGAGGAAGCAAUCAAGAAACUCAUACCUGAGUAUUCCGGUGUUUUUGAAUUUGAUUAUACCGUCUCCGACAUGGGAGACGUGACACAUUUGGUAAUGAAAGGUAGUCGAAAUGCAGAGCCAAUCUAUAUCUGUAGGCCUGCCGCCAUACACAAAGUUCCAGCUACUUUCUGCCAUUUCGUCCACACUUCGUAGUCGCCUUGCCGUCAACAUUUUGUAAAGCACAGAACGCAUUAAACCAGAGACCGCAAAACAGUGUGGUCAGUUGGUUUUCAAAUAUCUACAUGCGUCACUUCAAGACAUUGAAUAUAAAUGAAGAAUCAGCGAAGAUACUCUUCGAUGAAAUGUUUGGACGGACUGGGAUCUUGGUAAAUGUUAUGUAAAGUAGCAAUAUGAAAUGUAUUUUUCAUGUGUGUCGCAGGAAGACAAGGUUAAAGCAGUGCAUGGGAUUAUUAACACUGUUUCCUGAAUGUAUAUAUUCCGUGCAUAAAGUGACGUACUGUGAAUGAGUGAGGACAUGGCCCAUGGGUGUGCUGUGCACGCAAGCAUACAAUCAUGGGGCACCUAUCCGCACAGCUCGUGGCUUACCAUGUUUGCAAAUACUUUGCUCUAUGUAUAAUCUCCUUUGUGAAUUAUUUUUUUAAGCAUUUUACUAUUAGUCAAUCUACAGUACUUUAAUAAUAAUUUCUUUUUAAAGAGUCUAAUGUUCUUCCAGUGAAGCUAGAAUAAACAUUUAGUCCUUCAUCAUAUUUAUAAUUUUAUUUAUGCUCACUUAAGUUAAUU
Messenger RNA from Penaeus vannamei (Pacific white shrimp), 1669 nucleotides. RefSeq lists its product as uncharacterized. Lineage: Eukaryota; Metazoa; Arthropoda; Malacostraca; Decapoda; Penaeidae. The record is from RefSeq and is a predicted model, not a curated record.